AUCAAUCUUAUUCUUAUUUUUCAUAAAAUAAAAUCAUUGUAUAAUCAAAAGUGGAUGUAAAACUUAAUUUGGCAGGAAUUGUUGAUUACAGACAAUGAUGAUAUGCAUUUUUUAAUCCAUCAACUUAAUAGAGGAAUAAGUAAUCUGUAGCUCAUAGAAUUAUUCCUACAUAACUACCCAAGUAACUUAACAAUAACAAUAAUAAUAAUAACAAUAAUAAUAACAAUAAUAAUAAUAACAAUAAUAAUAACAAUAAUAAUAAUAAUAAUAAUAAUAAUAAUAAUAAUAAUAAUAAUAAUAAUAAUAAUAAUAAUAAUAAUAAUAAUAAUAAUAACAAUAAUAACAAUAAUAAUAAUAAUAAUAAACACAAUAAUCUCUACCUUAAUAAUAAUAGAACAGAGCUCUACCGCCUCCUCUUACAAAAGGUUCUCCUCCUCUUAGUUUACCUCCACCUCUUCUCUUCCUCUUGAAUAAUUACCACCUUCACCCACUAGGGUGCUAGAUAAUUUAAAUACUUAUAAUCCUUUAGCCUGAUUAAAACCUGUUAGCAAAAACACAGCACCUGAUCAACCAAAACUUGAGAUAAAUCAUAUUAUUAUUUUAAAAUAAUAAAUUGCUUAAAGUUAACAUAAUAUUAUGAUAUUUAUUUAGAUAUUAGGAUAUGAAUAGAUAACCAACUAGAACAAUUUAAACAAUGAGAGUACAUAAAUCAUUUGAUAAAGUAUGGAUGAUA
Paramecium sonneborni is the source of this 733-nucleotide messenger RNA. Lineage: Eukaryota; Ciliophora; Oligohymenophorea; Peniculida; Parameciidae. The record is from the annotation of a GenBank genome assembly.